This is a messenger RNA of Brugia malayi, 339 nucleotides long. Its product is annotated as Dynein light chain type 1 family protein. The record is from RefSeq and is a predicted model, not a curated record. Gene Ontology annotation, molecular function: dynein intermediate chain binding; dynein light intermediate chain binding. Bases 1 to 339 code for a protein of 112 amino acids. Gene Ontology annotation, biological process: microtubule-based process; cilium assembly. NCBI's taxonomy places the organism in Eukaryota, Metazoa, Nematoda, Chromadorea, Rhabditida, Onchocercidae. Gene Ontology annotation, cellular component: cytoplasmic dynein complex. The transcript is spliced from 3 exons.
AUGUUUGGUAAGCAACGAUUCAGUCAGCUCAGACGGCAAUCCCGACGAUGGCACAAUGCUGUUACGGCAAAAGUAUUUCGAUCACCAGAAGUUACCAUACGUUCAACAAAUUUGGAUGAAAAAUUGCAAGAAGUCGUUAAAGAGGUUGUAAGGAAAGCGUUGGGUCAUUGUUCGACGGAAAAUGAAGUCGCUUCAACAAUUAAGAAGCAUUUCGAUGAAUUGACAGGACCAUGUUGGAAUUGUAUAGUUGGAAGAAACUUCGGGUCACAUGUGGAAUGCACUCUUUAUGUACAUCUCAUUUAUUCCAGAAUUUCUAUUAUUUUGUACAAGAUAGAUUAA